GUCUAUUUUUUGUUUGUUUGUUUUGUAACAUCUAGUCUCUAAAAUCUGAUCACAAUUUGAUUAUCCCCUCACUCUCUCUACGCAAAAAUGUCAGGUUACCCACAGCAUCCUCCCGGCUACGGCUACGGCGCGCCUCCGCCGCCUUCGCAGCAGCAUGGAAGCCAGCCGCCCUACGGCUCGGCCCCAUACGGUGCACCUCCACAACAGGGCUACGCCACACCGUACGGCGCGCCACCGCCACCACAGCCUCACGGGCAGUCCCCCCCCUACGCCCCCACGGCCCAACCCUACGGCGCCGCGCCCUCCGCUCCGCCCUACGACUACAAGCCCCCCAAGGACCAGCACUCCUCCGCCUCCGCUCCAGCAACCGCCUACCCCCCAUCGGCGCAGGGCUACUCCCCGUUCGCUUCGCUGGUGCCCUCGGCCUUCCCGCCCGGCACCGAUCCCAACGUCGUUGCUUGCUUCCGGAUGGCCGACCAGGACGGCAGUGGCCUCAUCGACGAUAAGGAGAUGCAGAGGGCUCUCUCUUCUUACAAUCAGAGCUUCAGCUUGAGGACCGUCCAUCUUCUCAUGUACCUCUUCACCAAUUCCAACGUCAGGAAAAUCGGACCUAAGGAAUUCACUGCAUUAUUUUACAGUCUUCAGAGUUGGAGGGACAUUUUCGAGAGAUUUGAUAGGGACAGGAGUGGCAAAAUUGAUUCGUCUGAGUUGCGAGAGGCACUAUUGAGUCUGGGAUUUUCUGUCUCUCCGACAGUUUUGGAUCUGCUUGUGUCUAAGUUUGAUAAAACUGGAGGCAAAGGCCAUGGCAUUGAAUAUGAUAAUUUCAUCGAGUGCUGUCUCACGGUUAAGGGACUAACUGAGAAAUUCAAGGAGAAGGAUAAAUCGUACUCUGGUUCAGCAACUUUCUCUUAUGAGACCUUCAUGCUCACUGUUCUGCCGUUCCUUGUUGCAUAGGAUGUUAAUGCUCUUUGGAUUCUGGUUUGGAGUUUGGCUUUUUGGUGUGUUUUUCCGCAACUGAUAUUGCACUUAUAUUCCUGCUUUAGUGAGAGUUCUGUAUUUUCUUGUUCAAUUGUAAAACUCUAGUAUAAGUGUAUCUAUGCUCUUAUAUUCCAGCUUUAGUGAUAACUCUAUAUGUUCUUGUUCUUGUAAAACUCUUGUAUAAGUAUUUCUAUGGCUAUGUAAUUUGCUGGCAACAUUUGGAUUAACCCUACUUAAAAUCUACAAGUUGAUUGUCAUUGUCA
Corylus avellana is the source of this 1241-nucleotide messenger RNA. RefSeq names its product calcium-binding protein CBP. Gene Ontology annotation, molecular function: calcium ion binding. NCBI's taxonomy places the organism in Eukaryota, Viridiplantae, Streptophyta, Magnoliopsida, Fagales, Betulaceae. The record is from RefSeq and is a predicted model, not a curated record.